GAAAAUAGACAUACAGAGGUCUUCUUAUGCAUCUAUCCGCAUGCGCGCUCCUUCCGUACAUUCGAUAAGUGGGUCUAGUUCGCUCUCGCUUCGAACGGCGGAUCCUCAACACCUCCUAAGCCGAGGCAACUCGCGCCUUCGUUCAAGUUACAGGCUUGUUAAUCCCUACCAACAACCUAGUACCUACAUAUAGGUACAUGUAUAUGACUACCCGAGCUUCCUACUUGGAGUUGAGUUUCUCAUAGGGAUAUUAUAUAUUUAAUUUGAAGUCACUUCCCUUUCCCAUCCGUCGUGAUUCAUCUUUCUCUCAUUAAGAUUCACCGUAGCUUAAAGGCUACUACUUACUUAAAGGAGUCGUAUCCUCAACGUUAAGGACCCUGCAUAGCGCCAACCAUCCACCAUGCCGGUCCCAACAUCUCAGUAUAUAAGCAAUGUGUGGAAAGAGGGGAUAUUCGAUGGUCGUGUUGUAUUCGUGACUGGCGGCGCCGGUACGAUCUGCAGCGCGCAAACGAGGGCUCUGGUCCACCUUGGGGCGAACGCUUGCAUUAUUGGUCGUAAUCAGCAAAAGACAGAAGCCGUCGCGAACGACAUCGCUACGGCACGGAAAGGUGCAAAGGUUAUCGGGAUUGGGGGGUGUGAUGUAAGGAAUCCCGAUGACCUGGUCAAGGCCGCCGAAAGGUGUGUGAAAGAACUUGGUGCCAUCGACUUUGUCAUAGCUGGUGCUGCGGGGAACUUCGUAAGCCCAAUCUCUGGCCUUUCGUCCAAUGGAUUCAAAACCGUCAUAGAAAUCGACGUCCUUGGAACGUACAAUACCGUCAAGGCCACCAUACCAUAUCUCAUCGAAUCCGCGGCCAGGAACAAGUCGAAUGAGAACGGGCUGACAGGUGGAAGAAUCAUCUAUAUUUCAGCCACCUUCCAUUACACAGGUAUGCCCAUGCAAGCUCACGUGAUGGCUGCGAAGGCUUCCGUCGACUCUAUCAUGGCUUCCGUGGCCCUGGAGUACGGUCCGUAUGGUGUAACCUCGAACGUUAUCGCGCCCGGCGGUAUCGAAGGAACAGAAGGAAUGGCGAGGCUCGCGGGCAAGAGUGACGAGGCGAAAAAUUCCGCGGCCGGUAUUCCGCUCGGUCGAUGGGGUACAAUCCGAGAUAUUGCGGAUGCGACUGUCUAUCUUUUCAGCGACGCUGGUAGCUAUGUUACCGGAGAGGUACUCGUUGUAGACGGCGGCGACUGGAGGAACGGAGGUAUGGGCGUUGGUCUCGAUUCUAACAUGAAGUACCCAGAUUACCUGCUUACGGGAGAGUUUUCCAAGCAUGUUAAGAGCGGUAGAAAGGACAAGUCCAAGCUCUAAGCGAAAAUCACUUGUUCGGAGCUUUAUAUGGGAGGU
Messenger RNA from Daldinia loculata, 1384 nucleotides. RefSeq names its product NAD(P)-binding protein. NCBI's taxonomy places the organism in Eukaryota, Fungi, Ascomycota, Sordariomycetes, Xylariales, Hypoxylaceae. Gene Ontology annotation, molecular function: 2,4-dienoyl-CoA reductase (NADPH) activity. Gene Ontology annotation, biological process: fatty acid catabolic process. The record is from RefSeq and is a predicted model, not a curated record. Bases 401 to 1348 code for a protein of 315 amino acids. The transcript is spliced from 4 exons.